This is a messenger RNA of Onychostruthus taczanowskii (white-rumped snowfinch), 2761 nucleotides long. It is a transcript of the gene DOLK, whose product is annotated as dolichol kinase. Gene Ontology annotation, molecular function: dolichol kinase activity. Bases 525 to 2096 code for a protein of 523 amino acids. Lineage: Eukaryota; Metazoa; Chordata; Aves; Passeriformes; Passeridae. The transcript is spliced from 2 exons. The record is from RefSeq and is a predicted model, not a curated record. Gene Ontology annotation, biological process: dolichyl monophosphate biosynthetic process. Gene Ontology annotation, cellular component: endoplasmic reticulum membrane.
GCGGGGCCGCAGCUUCGCGCUGGAACCGGGAAUCACCCGGGAGCGCCUCCGACAGCGGAUGUCGUUCCCAGUAGCGGAGGCUGGGCUGUGGGUGUCGCGGCUGAGGGGGACAGGAGGCGGCAGCGAGCAGCGUAGAAGGACAGGGCGCGGGCAGCCCGCGGGUUGAGGGGCGUCCACAGGGGCUUGGGGAAGAGAGGGAGCAGGCGGGGGCUGCAGCGAGGCGAGGGCUGCCGGAUGUUUGACAGCACGCCAGUGGGAAGCUUCCCUGCCCUGAACAAUCGGGAUGCGGAGCAGAAAACGCUGGGUCCGGCUUGAACCGCGCGGUGCUGGGUCCCGUUCGGGAUGAGAGCGGCGGGAACCGCGCGGUGCUGGGUCCCGUUCGGGAUGAGAGCGGCGGGGCCGAGGAGCCUCACCUCACCUGAGAGAAGGAAUUGCAGUAGCACGGAAGGAAAUUCUUCCUGAUGGACAGCUGAGCACAGCAGGCCUCUGAGAUUCUGCAAGCUGAGGCGGGCUGGGCUGGCGCCAUGUUCAGCAAGGCCGUGCUGGUGGAGUCGCUGCUGGUGCUGGGCGCGGUGCUGUCGGUGCACGCCGCGGUGUGGGACCGCUUCUCGUGGUGCGCCCUGGCCUUGGCCCUGCAGGCCUUCUACGUGCAGUUCAAAUGGGACCGGCUGCUGCAGCAGGGCGGGGCCGUGUUCCAGUUCCGGGGGGCGGCCAACAGCGGGCUGCUGCCCGCCAGCAUGGUCAUGCCCCUGCUGGGGGUGGUGAUGAAGGAGAGGUGCAGGGCCGCCGGCAUGGUGUACUUCGAGCGCUUCGGCGUCGUGGUGGCGUCCGCGGGAAUGCUGCUGGCGCUCUUCCUGUCCGUCCUGGCGGUUGGCAUCACCAAACCCGUGCCGACCAACACUUGCAUCCUGACCGGUGUUGCUGGCAGCGUAAUUAUCUACACCAUGAAGCAUUCCUUGACUGUGUCAGAAGUGAUAGAGGUGCUGGAAGUGCUGCUCAUUUUCGUCUACCUCAGUAUGAUCUUGCUGUACCUGUUGCCUCGGUGUUUUACUCCCGGGGAAGCGCUGCUGGUUCUUGGAGGUGUAAGUUUUGUUCUCAAUCAGCUCAUUAAACGCUCACUGAAUGUAAUCGAGGGCAGAGGGGACCCCAUUGACUUCUUCCUUCUGGUAGCAGUUGUCGGAGUUGUUCUUCUUGGUCUUUUUUUCUCUGUGCUCUUCACUUUCAUGGAUUCGAGCACAUGGAUCUCCUCCAUGUUUUUCCACAUGAUGACAGCAGUGUUAGGCUUAGGGGUCAUCAUGCCUUGGCUGUACCGACUGAUCCAGAGGAACCCUUUGUUCUGGCUGCUCCAGUUUCUGUUUCAGACACAGACAAGACUUUACCUCAUUGUGUAUUGGACCUUCUUGGCCGCCUCAGCAUGCGGGGUGGUUUUCUACCAGAAUGCUAAGAGAUCAUCUGAAUCUAAAAAACACCAGGCCUCAACUAUAACCAGGAAGUAUUUCCACUUCAUUGUUGUAGCUACUUAUGUUCCUGGGCUCAUUUAUGACCGCCAGCUCCUCUACGUUGCUGCAGUGCUGUGUCUGGCAGUGUUUAUCUUCUUAGAGUACGUUCGCUACUUCAGGAUCAAACCUUUUGGACAAACCCUGAGGCAUUUGCUCUCUCUCUUCUUGGAUGAAAGAGACAGUGGACCUCUAAUCUUGACUCAUAUUUAUCUCCUCCUUGGCAUGUCUCUCCCAGUGUGGUUAUUUCCCAGAUCUUGUGCUCCUAAAGGCACCUUGCCCGGGGCAGGAGCACUGGUCCCCUACUCUGGGGUGCUGGCAGUAGGGGUGGGAGACACCAUUGCCUCUGUUUUUGGCAGUACACUGGGGGAAAUGAAAUGGCCAGGAACAAAGAAGACCUUUGAAGGGACAAUGACAGCUAUUUUUGCCCAGAUCAUUGCUGUGGCUCUCAUUCUGAUCUUUGACAGCAGUGUGAAUCUGAACUCCAGCUAUGCCUGGAUUCUGGCAUCUGUGAGUUUGGUUUCUCUUUUGGAAGCUUACACUACUCAAAUUGAUAAUCUGCUGUUGCCUCUCUACCUCCAGAUCAUGCUCAUGGCAUAGAAGCACUUCCAGGAACAGAGUUUUCUCCCUUCCUAGAGAAAGGUACUAGAAAAUGCACUUUAAUGAAAGCUCAAAGAUGAUGUUUUGGUACAGCAGAGAAAAUUGUUGAGAACAGAAAUGAAAAAGUCUUACUGUCUUACUUAAAAUAAAGGUUUUGAUUUGGUCUUGUUUUUACCCAUCAAAAAUAGACAGAUUUAUGUUCUAACAGCAACAAGCAUGACUGAUAAAAACAGCACUUGUGUUUAAUAAUCCAAUUUAAGUUUCUUCUGCAUACCCAAGGGAAGCAGAGGAAGAAGAGGUAAGUCAAUUAGAGAGGACAAAAUAAACAAGCAAGUCUCCAGGAUGUUGCUACCUCUGUACUGUACCUUGUUUUCUGUACCAAGUCCUACGUCUUGUGUUUGAUGUGUGAACUCUCAUAUCUGUAUAAGCACGAUGUGAAGCAUGUUUGAUAACGAGGGGGCCACAGGAACCAGGUACAAGUGUCCAGCUAUGUCCAGUCCUCAUCAGCAAGAGCCAAAACCACACCACGAUGCACAAACACAACUCCAAAACCAGCAGCUGCCACAGCUGAGUUGUCCAGGGUGGGUGGGGAAGGUUUGGGGAUGUCAGACACUGCUCAUUCCAGACCAUACUAAUAAGAACAGUGAAUCUUUAGCCCUGAAGUU